CCUGGCCUCGAACUCACAGAGAUCCGCCUAUCUCUGCCUCCCGAGUGCUGGGAUUAAAGGCGUGCGCCACCACCUUUUAAUCGAUAUGGUUUACUUCCUGUCUUCCCCCCCUACACACACUUCCCAUGCAGGGUACAGGCGCGUGGGCACCUUCCGUCUCCCUUCCUUGUAUCUCUGAUGCCUAGAACAGUGCCUCGCAUACACUAGCUUCAGAAAAUACAAGUGAAAUAAAGGCUUCUAAAGGCUUGCCACCUGCCGCAGUUCUGGUUUUAGCAUUGAGUUGCUCCCUUACUGCUCUCUCACCCUCCAGAGCACUUGUUUGCUGCGUUCACUACCGCACUGAAGGGUAAAACAGCUCUUGAUCUACAGCAGGGGUGUAGACAGAACCAUUUACUAAGAGAAUGAAUGGUUGAGUAAAACACCGGAUUCUGUAAAGAUCUAAAAAUUCAGAGAUGAGAAAGCUUGCUGUAACCGACACCAGGCAAGCAACUGGGCAAGCUCUUGAGCCCGGAGUGGUGAGGUUGGAUUUGUGUUUCAGAUGAAAAAUUAUGGGAUGCAAAUGAAUAGAGUGUAGACACUAAAGCACCCCUGUGUGCGCAUGCCUGUACUUCCAACACUGGGGAGACCCAAGUUAGAGGGCAGCCUGGGCUACAGAGUGAGGUCUUACCACCAAAAAAAAAAAAAAAGGCCCCCCCAACCAAUAAUGGUAGAAACGGAAGGAUGGAUAAAAAGGAAAAGAAAGACGAAUUUCAUACAAGGUGAGUAACUCCUUAGAAGUUACCAGCAAUCAGUGGCUGGAGCUCACUAAGGGGAGACCCGCCGCCUCUUUCAUUCACCAGGCACUAGUGAACUCCACUUCCCAUCAUGCAUCGCGCCGGGAGGAGCCUUUCCUGGACCACAACUCCCGGCAUGCUGCCUGUCCCGGCGGCGCGGCCCGGAGCUGGUUUGACGGGCGGAGCGGCGGCGGAGGAUGGAGGCGGUGGUGUUCCUCUUCUCGCUCCUCGACUGUUGCGCGCUCAUCUUCCUCUCUGUCUACUUUAUCAUUACAUUGUCUGAUUUAGAAUGUGAUUACAUUAACGCUAGAUCAUGUUGCUCAAAAUUAAACAAGUGGGUAAUACCAGAGUUGAUUGGCCACACCAUUGUCACUGUGUUAAUGCUUGUUUCGCUGCACUGGUUCAUCUUCCUUCUCAACUUACCUGUUGCCACUUGGAAUAUAUAUAGGUUCAUUAUGGUGCCAAGUGGUAAUAUGGGAGUGUUUGAUCCAACAGAAAUACACAAUCGGGGGCAGUUAAAGUCACACAUGAAAGAAGCAAUGAUCAAGCUUGGUUUCUACCUGCUUUGUUUCUUCAUGUACCUCUAUAGUAUGAUUCUAGCUUUAAUAAAUGACUGAAGCUGGAGAAGCCGGGGUUGAAGUCAACCUACACUACACUGCACAAUUGAGGAGCCAGAGACUACUUAAACCACCCUUAAAACCAUGACCAUAGCAGUAUAUAUUUUGGUCUUUGAACAACAAAAAACAAAAAAACAAAACAAAAAAAAAACUUGACUAUUUUUGCUGUAUUUUUACCACAUAAAGUAUUUUAAAAAAAUGAA
Messenger RNA from Mesocricetus auratus (golden hamster), 1593 nucleotides. RefSeq names its product cornichon family AMPA receptor auxiliary protein 4 (gene Cnih4). The record is from RefSeq and is a predicted model, not a curated record. NCBI's taxonomy places the organism in Eukaryota, Metazoa, Chordata, Mammalia, Rodentia, Cricetidae. Bases 971 to 1390 code for a protein of 139 amino acids. Gene Ontology annotation, biological process: endoplasmic reticulum to Golgi vesicle-mediated transport. The transcript has 5 exons. Gene Ontology annotation, cellular component: COPII-coated ER to Golgi transport vesicle; endoplasmic reticulum membrane.